Messenger RNA from Portunus trituberculatus (swimming crab), 2820 nucleotides. RefSeq lists its product as uncharacterized. The record is from RefSeq and is a predicted model, not a curated record. The transcript is spliced from 5 exons. Gene Ontology annotation, molecular function: alpha-(1->3)-fucosyltransferase activity. Gene Ontology annotation, cellular component: membrane. The coding region runs from base 252 to 2183 and encodes 643 amino acids. NCBI's taxonomy places the organism in Eukaryota, Metazoa, Arthropoda, Malacostraca, Decapoda, Portunidae.
AUACUGGUCUGGUGACUGCAGUGCUGGUGAGCGAACCAUAGGGAGUGGAACACAUCAGCUGCGGCACAACUCAGGAACAUCAGCUCUCCUACAGAACAGUAAACUGCCAGUUUAGUAUAACCCCGACGCCCGCCCUGUGGAGUACUCAUACAGGAUGACGUGACAUGUUCCGCACGCACUGGAAAGCUUCAAACUGUAGCGCCGCAACCAAGAUGAGAUAGAAGAGGAGAGAGGAAUCAACCGAGUGUGAAAUGGUGCGUUGCUGGCCAGUUUCGAUAUCUGUGUUGGGGGUGACACUGCUGAUCCUCUGCCUUAUAUCAUGGACUCCUUUCCUCUUCAUGUACAAUACUGGCACCAGUCCCUUGCUCUACUUGACCAGCAUCCGCUCCGCUCCACUCACCUCAGACAUUCACCCAGGCGCCAAAGACACCCCUUCUACAGCCACUCAUAGUCGCUCUAAUGCUGCAGGCACUCCUCCGGUAAUUCACCCCAGCGGCAUUGAUAGUCACCCUCCCAUCACAAACAUGGCUCCCCAGGACGUAGCUUCCCAUAUCGACAACACAAACGUUCCUACCAACUCCAAAAAUGACGACAGUAAAGCCACAAACACUCCCAGGAAGGAGAAGAGUAAUCCCGCAAAUACUUACCCCAAAAUCAAAGGAGCCCCUAGCAAAACCUCAAACACUCACUCCAAAACUAAGACCAACCAACCUAAAGCUAAAAGGACUCUCUCAAAAAUUAAACAAGAAAAAAACAAAUCCAUAAAGACUCUUUCCAAAAUCAAAAAGGGGCAAAUUAAGACCACAAACCCUCACGCUUCUCGCACCACUAUGAACAGCAUGAGUCACCCACACAGCUCCUCCAGUUUCCCAGUAUCUUCAGAGCCUGCUGGGGGAUCUGACGGGGAGUGCAGUGAGGAAUACCAGGAGGAAGGUCCAAUGCGACAAGUGGUGAUAUGGACGCCCUUCUGGCAUAAGUGGAACCUCUGGGAGAAUAUGCUUCGUGACCACGCCUACUUAAAGGAAGGUCGCUGCGCCAUCUGGAGGUGUGAGUUUCUGCUGGGCCAGAAUUUCACGACAGAGCAGAUAAAGGAAGCUGACGCAAUCAUCUUCUUUAGCUUGGACGUCAUGGUGCUACCUUUACCACCUCGCUUCCCUCACACCCUAUGGAUCUGGCUGGAAUUAGAGUCGCCGGUCAUCAGCAAACGUGCAACAGAGUCGUGGAGAAAGUUAGAGGCUUCGGGCGUGUUUUUCAACCUCACCAUGUCCUACCACCACCUCAAUCCCAUCGUGGCCUUCCUUGGAGAGCUCGUGCCACUGACCACUCCCCAACAUUGCCCGAUCACCUCCACCUUCUUCCUCAACACCUCUUCCCCAACCUAUACUUCCUACAGUCACCACAUGAAUCAGUUUGAGUCGUGGUUGCUGGAGAACGGAGUGUUUGCUGAUGAGAAACUGCGAGCCGAGCGAAACAGACGUCAUGGAAGUUUGAUCUAUCAACCGAAAGACAACUCCUCCUUGCCCGAGCCGCUAUCAGAUGGCCGUGGCGAGAAGGAAGCCCAAGGUAAAGAGAAGGUAAUGGAAGAAGGCAACCUGACUUUCACAUCUGAGGAGAUUGCGUUGGCGACACGACCAAGAGUGGCGGUGUGGAUGGCUAGUCACUGCCCCACGGACUCUCGAAGGGAAGACCUGGUGGCGGCGCUGCAGGGCUUCAUGUCAGUCACCACGGUGGGUAAAUGCGGCAAGAUGAAGUGCGGCAAGAACCACAUGGACGAGUACUGUUACCGGUGGAUAGCAGCGUCACACCUUUUCUAUCUGUCCUUCGAGAACGCCCUGUGCGAUGACUACAAGACCGAGAAGCUAUGGACGCCGAUGAUGCACGGCAUGGUACCGGUAGUCUACGGCGGAGCCAGUUAUCGCGACACUCUGCCCUUCGACUCCUAUAUUGACGUGUCCGACUUCUCCAGCGCUGCAGCCCUUGCCAACUACCUAUUGUAUCUAGCCACUCACCCCGCCGCCUACCUGAAAUACCUGCAGUGGCGGCGAUACUGGCAGGUGCGCAGAUUGGUUCCCUGGUGUGACCUGUGUACUGCCAUACACCGCCAAACUCAUCCCCUACGCUCCACACUGGACCAGUGGUGGAACAACACAGCCACCUGCGAAGUGCCUCCCCGCUGGCGAUAACACUAACUGACGAGCGCAGUGGUGAACUCCUGCAUGGAGGUGUAGUUCGAAGGAUACAGUCGACAACUAGCUGAUUGUAUCCCUCUAGCAAGCUUUCAAGCCUCUUUCAUGAUGAUUCCUGUUUUCAGAAGCAAGUACAACAGUGAUCAGAAGUCCAGUAUAAUCUGUUACAAUCACUUCCACCACUUUGCGUUCUCCUUCAGUCUUAAUCUCUUCAGUGCUGGAGCAUAGUUUUACCAUGAGUUUUGUGUGCGAUUAGAUGAUUUUAUUUACAUUAGGAAGGGUCUGUGGAGGUCAUAAGAUUAAUGGACACAGUCUUCACUAUUUUAAUCCCCCACAUAAGUUUCUGAAACUGUACAAAAUCACCAAUUAGUAACCAGAAUGAAUAUGAAAACGCGUCAUGGUACUGAAGAGAUUAAAUGCUCUGACAUACUUUGAAUCUAUGAAUUGUCAGGUUUAUCAGAAGAAUGCCAACGGAUCAGACCACUUCAGAUUAAAAAAAAAUGCUGAAGGUGAUGGGAAAAUGUUUAGUACGUUAGCAUAAGUACUUUUGAUCACGACUAUAACUUAGAAUGGGUUUUGUUUGGCUUUUGUGCCUGAUUUUAUUGAGAGAGAGAGAGAGAGAGAGAGAGAGAGA